GUCUUUUACUCAUAAUUAUACCUUUAAUUAUUGAGAGACAGUUAACCACUUAACUGUUUUUAAAUUCCAGUCCAAGUAAGAGAAUACUCUUGCAUUGUGUUGCAAAUUUUACCAACAAAAUCUGUUUUUCUUUUUCCGUUAAGGAUUUUCAUAUUUUCUCAUAACUUGAGAUGCUUUCUUUGAGCUGGUUUUAAAUUUGUGUUUCAGAUAACCGUGGUAUUAUUGUUGUUAUUAUUUUUUAGUAAUUUGAGUAAUUUACCAGCACUUUAAUGUUUAAAGACUCCGUGGUGAUGAUAAUGCAACUAAAGCUUAGCUUUUUACUAUGAUGGGUGUAGUAGGGAUAAGAUUUUAUUAUGUUAGGUUAAGAUUUAGGAGAACAUUAAAGUUACGUUUCUUCAUGUUACGAAAAUGGUCAGACUGAAUGUUUUUAAGAAUAAAAACAGGCUGGUGGGAGAAUAAACUUUUUCUUUUUUUCUGAAAAAUACAUUACUAGUACUUGUUACAGUUUUGGGGGAAAGUACAUUUCAUGUUUUGUGGUGAUUUUAUCUCAUUAUUUUAACUCCCAUAUAUACUAGGUGCUUUUAUUUGCCACCAAACUCAUUUUUUUUUUUACUAUUUUAGUUGAUAGGCUCACCCAAAAUGUGAUUUUUGGUACUGAUCUAGACCUGCAUAUUCAGCAUGAAUCUCUUUAAUUGAUUGCAGUUGAGCUAGAUGGUGGAGCCAAAAAUGCUAUUGCCCUGUCUUCAUCAACAGUUAAUCAUGUUGCAGCUAUAGGAUCAUGGGGGAAAAACAGUCUGGAUAACAUGAAAGUGAUGCUGGUGGCUAAGGGAAGGCGACUUGAUUCUGUGGGAAGGGAUAUAGCUGAUUCAUCUGUUUUCUAGAUUUGAGUAUGAGCACAGUUGAAGAGGAUUCUGACACAGUAACAGUAGAAACUGUGAACUCUGUAACUUUGACUCGGGACACAGACGGGAACCUCAUUCUUCAUUGCCCUCAGAAUGAAGCUGAUGAAAUAGACUCAGAAGAUAGUACUGAACCUCUGCAUAAAAGGCUUUGUUUGUCUUCUGAGGAUGAUCAGAGUAUUGAUGAUUCUGCUCCUUGCAUAUCAGUUGUUGCACUUCCACUUUCAGAAAAUGAUCAGAGCUUUGAGGUGACCAUGACUGCAACCACAGAGGUGGCAGAUGAUGAGAUUACUGAGGGAACUGUGACACAGAUCCAGAUUCUACAGAAUGAGCAACUAGAUGAAAUAUCUCCCUUGGGUAAUGAGGAAGUUUCAGCAGUUAGCCAAGCAUGGUUUACAACUAAAGAAGAUAAGGAUUCUCUGACUAACAAAGGACAUAAAUGGAAGCAGGGGAUGUGGUCCAAGGAAGAAAUUGAUAUUUUGAUGAACAAUAUUGAACGCUACCUGAAGGCACGCGGAAUAAAAGAUGCUACAGAAAUCAUCUUUGAGAUGUCAAAAGACGAAAGAAAAGAUUUCUACAGGACGAUAGCAUGGGGUCUGAACCGGCCUUUGUUUGCAGUUUAUAGAAGAGUGCUUCGCAUGUAUGAUGACAGAAACCAUGUGGGAAAAUAUACACCUGAAGAAAUUGAAAAGCUCAAGGAGCUCCGGAUAAAGCAUGGCAAUGACUGGGCAACAAUAGGGGCGGCGCUAGGAAGAAGUGCAUCUUCCGUCAAAGAUCGGUGCCGACUGAUGAAGGAUACUUGCAACACAGGGAAGUGGACCGAAGAAGAAGAAAAGAGACUUGCAGAGGUGGUUCAUGAAUUGACCAGCACUGAGCCAGGUGACAUCGUCACACAGGGUGUGUCUUGGGCAGCUGUGGCAGAACGAGUGGGUACCCGCUCAGAAAAGCAGUGUCGUUCUAAAUGGCUCAACUACCUGAACUGGAAGCAGAGUGGAGGUACUGAGUGGACCAAGGAAGAUGAAAUCAAUCUCAUCCUCAGGAUAGCAGAACUGGAUGUAGCUGAUGAAAAUGACAUAAACUGGGAUCUGUUAGCAGAGGGAUGGAGCAGUGUCCGUUCACCACAGUGGCUUCGAAGUAAAUGGUGGACCAUCAAAAGGCAAAUUGCAAACCAUAAAGAUGUUUCAUUCCCUGUCUUAAUAAAAGGUCUUAAACAGUUACAUGAGAAUCAAAAAAACAACCCAACGCUUUUGGAGAACAAAUCGGGAUCUGGAGUUCCAAACAGUAAUUCCAGUUCUAGUGUACAGCACGUUCAGAUCAGAGUGGCCCGCUUGGAAGACAAUACAGCUCUCUCCCCAAGCCCCAUGGCAGCCUUGCAGAUUCCUGUCCAGAUCACCCAUGUCUCUUCAACAGACUCCCCUGCUGCUCCUGUUGACUCUGAAACAAUAACACUAAACAGUGGGACACUACAAACGUUUGAGAUCCUUCCAUCUUUCCAUUUACAGCCCACUGGGACUCCAGGUACCUACCUGCUUCAGACAAGCUCAAGCCAAGGUCUUCCCCUCACUCUGACUAGUCCCACAGUAACCCUGACGGCUGCUGCGCCUGCUUCUCCUGAACAGAUCAUUGUUCAUGCUUUAUCUCCGGAGCAUUUGUUGAACACAAGUGACAAUGUCACAGUGCAGUGUCACACACCAAGAGUCAUCAUUCAGACAGUUGCCACAGAGGACAUCACUUCUUCCAUAUCCCAAGCAGAACUGACAGUAGAUAAUGAUAUUCACUCAUCAGAUUUUCCUGAGCCUCCAGAUGCCCUGGAAGCAGAUACUUUCCCAGAUGAAAUUCAUCAGCCUAAGGUGACUGUAGAGCCAUCAUUUAAUGAUGCUCGUGUAUCCAAAUUCAGUGACCAAAAUAGCACAGAACUGAUGAAUAGUAUUAUGGUCAGAACAGAAGAAGACCUUAAACAAGAGGAAGAAUCACGCUCUCAUUUGGCCUGUACUUACGUUACUGAGGAUUUAGAGUCUCCUACUAUAGAAGAACAAGUUGAUCAAACAAUUGAUGAUGAAACAAUACUUAUUGUUCCUUCACCACAUGGCUUUAUCCAGGCAUCUGAUGUUAUAGAUACGGAAUCUGUCUUGCCGUUGACAACACUAACAGAUCCCAUAUUCCAACAUCAUCGAGAAGAAUCAAAUAUCAUUGGGUCAUCUUUGGGCAGUCCUAUUUCAGAAGAUUCAAAGGAUGUUGAAGAUUUGGUAAACUGUCAUUAGGAUAGGACAUUUUUUUACAUUCAAGUCUUUUGAAGAUGGAGAAGGAUUCAAUGGGGAACACUGAGG
This is a messenger RNA of Eptesicus fuscus (big brown bat), 3226 nucleotides long. It is a transcript of the gene DMTF1, whose product is annotated as cyclin D binding myb like transcription factor 1. The transcript is spliced from 19 exons. Gene Ontology annotation, molecular function: RNA polymerase II cis-regulatory region sequence-specific DNA binding; DNA-binding transcription factor activity, RNA polymerase II-specific. The record is from RefSeq and is a predicted model, not a curated record. Gene Ontology annotation, cellular component: nucleus. Lineage: Eukaryota; Metazoa; Chordata; Mammalia; Chiroptera; Vespertilionidae. Gene Ontology annotation, biological process: regulation of transcription by RNA polymerase II. Bases 890 to 3160 code for a protein of 756 amino acids.